Molecule: messenger RNA, 834 nt
Organism: Diaporthe batatas
Lineage: Eukaryota; Fungi; Ascomycota; Sordariomycetes; Diaporthales; Diaporthaceae
Exons: 2
Coding region: 1-834 (277 amino acids)
Source: RefSeq, a predicted model, not a curated record
AUGGCGCAACAAGCCCCGAGACGAAGUCUUCAGGGAUUACAGCACCGAUACCAGUCUCACUUUGGUCAAGUCACCGCCGGGAAUAACCUAAGCAACGCGGCCUUGAACGCGUUAUUGGCUAGACUCCAGUGGCAAUACUGCGUGCUUGAGGAAGAGUUGGAAGGAGCACCAUGCGUCUGUGCUGAGAGGCCCGAGACCCCAGAGGUCCCAGAUGUUCGAAUUGCCCCGGAUCUUAUCACUCUUCCGGAGGAGCUUCGAGACAUGAUCUGGUGGCAAGCACUGGCACCCAGCAACGGGAUUGUGCGCAUCGUACCCUAUAACAUAACAGACCCCCAAGACGGGCGAGACAGGCGUAUAGGUGGCCCAAAUUACCACCCUCUGCGCUUCGAGGUGCCUGGGGCAGCUAGAGAGCGGUACAACCGUGAGCGUAUGACUUGGAUGCGUGAGGGGGAGGGGUUCAGCGAAAGGCAUAACCAGUUCAAUCUUCUUCGCGUGAACCCCCAGAUUUACCGCGAAGCCGAUAGCGAGUUCUGGAGAAUGGCCGCGUUACGGGGACUGAUGUUUUCUUUCGGCCCUGAAUUUGUGGAGGUACGCGAUCCGGGGCCCACCGGCUCGUCGGAAUAUGACGGCAUACUUUCUGCGUGGACCUUUUUCAAUACUCUUCUCAGAGACGAUCCGGCAGUUGAUCCAAACUUGCCAGAACGCCGUCGGUACUUGCAGUACAUGCCCGGAGUCGACUACUUACCACUCAUUCGAAAUGCUCACGGGAUUGGAACACCUGUCGCUAGGCUUCUGCGGCUGGCCGCCCGAUACGACUCAGACACCGGUGAGUGA